AUGAGAACAACGACGACCAUUACAAGUGUCACUUGUCAGGUCACCCAAGACACACCAAACCAAUCUUUUGUGUCUCCAAGGAUGAAUCCGUUAGUGGAAGAUGCCACAACAACUCCAACACCCUCUUCCACUCAAUCUUCAACACCACUAAACUCAAUGGAUCCAUCCCUUCAUGAGCUUGAGAACACAAUCUCACCUCUUCCACCACCAUCGUCAUCACCUGAAUUGAAAUUUGUUCCAAAUGAAGAAAUUUCUACUCUCAAUAAGCGACAACGUGAACGCAUUCGAAUUCUUCACUUUUUCACAAGCCACAAAUUUACCAUUCUUGUCUACUCGACUUGUAUUUUGAGUGCCAUUGGAUUGUGGUUGUUGUUGGGCUCCAUUGAGGAAGGAAUUUAUAGGAAUUCUCCAACAACAAGGCCAAACAAUGAAAAUCGAAUCAUUGUUCCAGAGGGAGGACUUUUUUUGUUCACUCAUGGAUGUAUUUCAAGAACCAAUUCUGUGAUAUUGAUGAUUUCUCAAGCUGCAGUUUAUAUGAUUGCGGAAAUUGUUGUUUUGAUAUUGGGAGCCUUGUCCGAUAGGGAUACUUGGCGAUUCAAAAUGGAAACAUUUGUUUUGGUGAUUUUUCAGGUGAUAUUGUUGAUUGUUUUUUCUUUGACUCAAAUUAACAUUUAUGUGACGUUGCUGGAAUUCAUUUUCCCGUCAGGUGCCAUAAUUUCGUCCUAUUCGCUUGUGGACGUUUUGGUGAGUGUGAUCCUUCCAUUGUGUUAUGCCAUUCGUGAGGAUUACAAAAAAUCAUCAUCCUCUUUGGAACCUUCUUCUCAUUCGGAACAGGACUCUCAGAAAGUGACUCCUCUCGAGCUCAUUCUUCACAACAAGAAGAUGUGUUCUCACUUGUUGGAUUUUGCAAGAAAGUCCUACUGUCCAGAAAAUAUUCUUUGUUACAAUGACAUUGAACGAUACGAAACGACGAAUGACGUGGAGUCAAGGAGAAAACUGGCAUUUCAUAUUUUGGAUCAUUACCUCAAUGAAAAUUCACCUCUCGAGUUGAACCUUCCAAAAAAAGACAAAAUGGUUCAACAAUUCAAGACACAUUUGGACACAAACGACAUUCUUGAAAAAACUUUAUUUGUGGAUUUAAAGAAACAUUGUAUCAAUGACAUGCAAGAUAUUUACGAACGAUACAAGGAGAAGCAUCCCAAUCACUUGCAAGAAUUGCAUCCAGGUAGUAACAGAAAAUUAUGGAAAUUAGAUGUUUCUCUUCCAUUGGGAACAAUGAAAUGUGUGGCAAAAACAUGA
This is a messenger RNA of Naegleria fowleri, 1299 nucleotides long. RefSeq lists its product as uncharacterized. The transcript is spliced from 2 exons. Lineage: Eukaryota; Heterolobosea; Eutetramitea; Acrasida; Naegleriidae. The record is from RefSeq and is a predicted model, not a curated record. Bases 1 to 1299 code for a protein of 432 amino acids.